AUGGAGAAUACCAACAAAACAAUCCUUAUUACUAGUGCUUCAGCCUAUCUUCCCUCUCAUAUUCUACGCAUCUUCUUGGAAGCUGGAUACAAUGUUCGUGUAGCAGUGAAGACUGACCUGGAGGCAAGAACUGUUCGUGAUGCUCAUCCUGGAUAUGACGACAGUCGUGUGAGUUUUGUGCACAUUCUAGAUAUCAUCAAAGAAGGUGCCUUUGAUGUCGCUGUCAAAAAUGUUCACGGGGUCAUACACACUGCAUUUCCAGCCUUCCCAUUCAACACUGUCGAAUUCGAGAAACGAAUCGUGAUACCCGCCAUCGACAGCAUAUAUCACUUGCUUCAGUCAGUGCACCGGCAUGGGCCGACUGUUACUCGCGUGAUUAUCAUGUCCUCCUUCGCAGCCAUGAUCAACGUCGAAAAGGGCCUAUGGCCAGAACACAUGUACAACGAGAGCGACUGGAACCCAGACACGUACCAAGUUGCAACUGGAACACGAAUCAUGGCUCAGGCUCAAUUCGCCAGCAGGAAGCUAUCUGAGAAAACUGCUUGGAAUUACAUGAGAAAGGAAAAGCCGAUGUUUGACCUCGUGAGCCUCUGCGUUCCAGUCGCCUGGGGACCUCUGACUAUCCCGACUCCUUCUCUGUCUUGCAAUAGCGACCUUGGAUCAGGCGUUCGGAUUAUUCAUAAUCUCAUGCAUGGAUCAUUUGGGCAGACCUCUGGUCCUGAUAAUUUUUACCCGUUUGUUGACGUGCGCGAUGUGGCUAUUGCCGCACUCAAAGCAUACCAGGUAGCUCACGCAGCUGAUGAGCGCUUUUUUCUUGCCAGCGGUCGCGCCACCGUCCAAAUGCUUUGCGAUAUUCUCCAUGUACAAUUUCCCGAGUUACGCCAUAGACUUCCCAUGAGACAGCCCGAAAUGGGUGGCCUGGAGACUGUCUACGAUGUCGACGGGUCUAAAGCUGAACGCAUCCUGGGCUUCAGAUAUCGCGGUUUGCUCGAAGCUGUCGCUGAUACCGCGAUCUGUCUUCUAGAGAUGGAGAGAAAGGAGGCAGCUGAGAAGGCUGAAGGGCUGGCCAAGCUGGCGGCGGCGUUUUGA
Messenger RNA from Talaromyces proteolyticus, 1089 nucleotides. RefSeq lists its product as uncharacterized. The transcript has 2 exons. Gene Ontology annotation, molecular function: oxidoreductase activity, acting on the CH-OH group of donors, NAD or NADP as acceptor. Bases 1 to 1089 code for a protein of 362 amino acids. NCBI's taxonomy places the organism in Eukaryota, Fungi, Ascomycota, Eurotiomycetes, Eurotiales, Trichocomaceae. The record is from RefSeq and is a predicted model, not a curated record.